Molecule: messenger RNA, 1065 nt
Organism: Ochlerotatus camptorhynchus
Lineage: Eukaryota; Metazoa; Arthropoda; Insecta; Diptera; Culicidae
Gene: ATPsyngamma
Product: ATP synthase, gamma subunit
Exons: 4
Coding region: 150-1043 (297 amino acids)
Biological process (GO): proton motive force-driven ATP synthesis
Molecular function (GO): proton-transporting ATP synthase activity, rotational mechanism
Source: RefSeq, a predicted model, not a curated record
GCCAAGAAGUAAACUUCUUCUGUGUGCGACCAUCUUUUUUGACAUCCGCAACUAUCGGACGAGAAAAGUUCCGACCGACCGAGAAAAGCAGCCGAUUUCCGACAAAUUUGUGAUUUUCGACUUCAAAUUAUCUAGAAGGAGAACGCAAAAUGUUUAAGUCCGUCGCUCCAAUCCUGGCCCAGGUGCCAGCAGAAGUCUGCUUUGGCCAACAAAAUCGUGGAAUGGCUACGCUGAAAUCCAUCCAGAUCCGUCUGAAGUCGGUCAAGAACAUUCAGAAGAUCACCCAGUCCAUGAAGAUGGUGUCCGCUGCCAAGUACGCCCGUGCUGAACGCGAUUUGAAGCAGGCCAGGCCAUACGGCUUAGGUGCUCAGCAAUUCUACGAGAAAGCUGAGGUUGCCUCCAAGGAAGAGGAACCGAAGAAGCUGUACAUCGCCAUCACCUCCGACAGAGGUCUGUGCGGAGCUGUUCACACCGGUAUAGCCCGUAGCAUCCGUGGUGAUUUGACCGAAAACCCCAACAUCAAGGUCAUCUGCGUUGGUGACAAGUCGCGUGCCAUCUUGCAGCGUUUGUAUGGCCAGAACAUCGAAAUGGUAUGCAAUGAGAUCGGCCGUUUGCCACCAACCUUCCUGGAUGCUGCCAAGCUAACCAACGCCAUCCUGAAUAUGGGAUACGAGUACACCGAGGGUAAGAUUAUUUACAACAAGUUCAAGUCGGUUGUGUCCUACGCGGUUGCAAACAUGCCAAUCUUCAGCCUGAAGGCCGUCGAGUCUGCCGAAAAACUGCCGGUCUACGAUUCUCUUGAUUCCGAAGUUAUCCAGAGCUAUUUGGAAUAUUCGCUGGCUUCGAUGCUGUUCUACGCAAUGAAGGAAGGUGCUUGCUCGGAACAGUCAUCACGUAUGACUGCUAUGGACAACGCUUCCAAGAAUGCCGGAGAGAUGAUUGACAAGUUGACUCUGACUUUCAACCGAACCAGACAGGCUGUCAUCACCCGUGAGCUGAUUGAAAUUAUUUCCGGUGCUUCGGCUCUGGAGACCAAGGAUUAAGCAGAUGCGCUUCUGUGAAUGC